Messenger RNA from Saprolegnia parasitica CBS 223.65, 622 nucleotides. RefSeq lists its product as hypothetical. The transcript has a single exon. The record is from RefSeq and is a predicted model, not a curated record. NCBI's taxonomy places the organism in Eukaryota, Oomycota, Saprolegniomycetes, Saprolegniales, Saprolegniaceae. The coding region runs from base 29 to 565 and encodes 178 amino acids. Gene Ontology annotation, molecular function: acyltransferase activity, transferring groups other than amino-acyl groups.
GAGUUGCGCCGCGCGAUUAGUUUGAAACAUGGUCAGCUACCGGGAAGCGGCGACGGGGGACGCAGCAGCCAUUGCAGCGCUCGUCAACUACUGCUACCGUGGUGAACCGAGCAAAGAAGGCUGGACAACGGAGGCAGACUUUCUCACAAAGCCUCGGACAGACGCUGAGGAAGUCGCGUCCUUGAUGACAGCAACGUCGAAGAUCAUACUCGCGGAAGAGGACGCGGUGCUUGUCGGGUGCGUCAACGUUCAGCUAAAAGUGAAGGAAUGCACAGGAUACCUCGGCCUCUUCGUUGUCCUACCAAGUCUCCAGGGCCGCGGCCUGGGGAAGGCCCUACUAGCCACCGCUGAAGCGACAUUCACGGCGACAUGGCCCGUCGCGGAGAUUGAGAUCACCGUCUUCACGAUUCGCACCGAGUUGCUCGCGUUCUAUGAGCGCCGAGGCUAUAAGCGUACGGGCCGUACGUGGUCGGCCAAUAUUCCUGGCGCCACAGUGCCAAAUCUCAUGUUCGAAACGCUUGUCAAGCAAGUACAGCAGUCACCGCAGUCGUCGUGUCUCUCGUAAUGAUAUAGUCAACGCGAUAUGUACUGCAUAGUUGGCACUUUGUGGUUUGCGUGUGCC